This is a messenger RNA of Orbicella faveolata, 6196 nucleotides long. RefSeq lists its product as uncharacterized. Lineage: Eukaryota; Metazoa; Cnidaria; Anthozoa; Scleractinia; Merulinidae. The record is from RefSeq and is a predicted model, not a curated record. Gene Ontology annotation, molecular function: protein binding.
CCAUGUUGGAUGAUACAAACAAUGUUUAUGUCAUCCAAUAUGGCGGCGAUGACGUCAUGUAAAAACCAAGAAUAAAGAACUGAUGGCAAGGAGCCCUGAAACUUAAUCUGAACUUUCCUCCCUACCAAACCUAGGACCAAGCAAGCCGCCAACAUUAACGAAUGUCUUCAACACGAGCUCCACAAGUAUUAAAGUAAACUGGAAAACAAUUCCCAGUGACUACGUCCACGGGGUUCUUUUCGGGUUUGUGGUCCUUUAUCGCCGGACCAUGAAUGAGUCCGAAGGCACGUACAGUGAAUACGAGGUAGGACCUAACCGCACAAGCCUGGAGCUGACUGGGUUAUGGAAGUAUACCAAAUAUGGAAUCAGGGUGUUGGGUUUCACCAGGGUAGGCUGGGGAACUAUUAGCCCUGAAGUUGUGGUACAGACGGAUGAAGAUAUUCCAGGAAGGCCUCCAGAAAAUGUGUUCGCCACCAACAAAACAACUCCCACCAUGAUCCCGGUGUCAUGGAAACCAAUCCGAGACCCUUACUUCGUGCAUGGCAUUUUGUUGGGUUACACUGUCACCUAUCGAGCGAUCAGGAAUCCUAAUAAAGAACUGGAAGAAAAGGAGAAAAACGUGACAGUUGGACCCAAAACAACUUACGUCGAGCUUCAACAUUUGUCAUCUUUUACAAUUUACAGCAUCAAAGUUCGAGCAUUUACGAGAAAAGGAAAUGGGACGACUUCGGCAGUAGUUUUCGCUGAAACCUGUAAUUGCUACAGGAAAAUUUACACAAAUUAUUGGCUGAACCCUCCGUAUAUGGCUAAAGAUUGGGAUGACAACGUCACGGGCAUUUUUCCGCCAAUUCUGCAACUUAUCGUCCGCAGCUGCUGUGGGGAGUGUCGACAACACGGGUACGCGAGCAUUGAUUACCUCUCAUCGAGGCUGAACGCGUCAGCUAUGAAAAGCACUGAAAAGCAAGUCAGGGAAGCAAUUGAUGAUAUGACCGAGUUGAGCUUCCCUGUUUACGGUCGCAUGGAGCAAACGGAUUAUUCUAAUGAGUACGGUUUCGCGCCUUUAGUACAAUCGGCUGGGGUAGCGUUCAUCGUGGCUGGUGAUGAACCAGGAGCUGCUGCUAAAAUGGUGGUGAAAGCUGUGUUCGACUUGUGGCCUCUGAUCGUAACUGUUUUCGUCUCGGCUUUCUUCUCUGGAAUUAUUAUGUGGCUUUUGGACUUCUUUUUCAAUACCAAUGAGUUCCCUUCUUCUCCCAUGCGGGGACCGAUUGAAGGAAUGUGGUGGGCAUUUGUUACUAUGACAACCCUUGGAUAUGGAGACCGUGUGCCUCGUGCUAUACACUCCAAGUUGUUUGGCAUUGUGUGGAUCACAUGUGGCCUCGUCAUCAUUGCGCUGGUGAUGUCAUUCAUUACUACGUCAUUGACGAUGGAUGUAAUUAAGUCAGAUAUUCCCGUGUAUGGCUCAAAAGUUUCAGCCAUUGACGAUUCAGUGGAAUUUCGUCUUGGAAUUCGACUUAAUGCCCAAAUGGAUCGAGAGCGACGCUAUACGACACUUGAAGACUUGGCCCAAUCCCUUAAAGACCGACACGUGGACGGUGCACUUAUAGACUCCUACACUGUGGGAAGUCGUAUGGACUUAUUCAGAGGCGGAAGUCUACGUAUGAGCAAGAUGAUCGAUUACCCCUCGGCAUACGGGGUCGUCAUGUCCGGGUAUGCUAGAAAGCUGCAAAAAUGCUUCCGAGAAUUCCUCAAGGAGGAACGGGCUUCUGUAUUUGAGAUCAUCACCAACAAUGUCCAAGGAAUCACGGGAUUGCAGAAAGACAACGCAGCUGAAAAGACAGAAGGUCUGUUUGAUGCGGAGUCUACUGUCUACCUUCAGGCUGUGACGUGGUGCGGAGGUUCUUUAGCUAUGCUAACAGCUGUUUGCCUCGUGUAUGAAAUACUCACGAGAAAGAAACGCAAUCCAAACCCAAAACGAUACGAAUACAGUGAUUACCUGGAACAUACCAGCAAACGAAAUCCUCUUUAUGAAUACAACAACAGCAGGGAAACGAUGAGGAAAAUUCUCACAGACUUCCACAAGAACUGCCGCCUCAGGUUAGAAAGUCUUAAAGCAAAGCACCGACGAGAAUUGCGACUCUUGGCGCGUUUGAAACAAGAACAAGCUGAAAAAGGACAGAGUGACGCCUUGAAUGGAAAUGCUCAAAGGAGUAGCUUCGGGUUUCCUAUUCGAAGAAGCAUUGUGAAAUAUGUUAAUGGAGUUGUUCCAUAACAACUGACAAUUUUGAAAUUUGCUCCAGAAACCUAUCGUGCCGAUAAAUACAACUGUUGUAAUUUUGACAGGGCUUUACCUUUCGGAUUUGCAUUUACUCAGAAUAUCACAAUGGACCCAUGACUGUUAAACCACAAAAUUAUAUGUUUACCCCAUUGAAAAAAUAAACGCAAUCGUAUGAGAGCAUUUGCUAGCAGUUAGUAUCGCCAUUCAUACGGAAUAUUGAUUGGUGUUGUACAUUUCAUUUUUAAUGUGCGUUUCUGUGAGAAUAACAGAUAAAUUGAAUUGCUAUACAAUAUUAAAAGUUUAGACAGCAUGAUCAUUUAAUUGAUGAAACAAUUGUUUUUCAAAAAAACAAAGUAAGAAAAAAUACAAAUAAACUUAAUUGUACUUAAGGCCAAAAAUUACUUUAAUUAAUUAAGAAGGUAACCAAGAAAACUAUUAACUAUUUAACUUGGAUAGCCAAGCUUUAAGUAAAAAAUCCAAAUAACUUUACUCGUAUUUUUAUUACUAACCCUUGAAAUUGAAUAAGAAUUGUUAGUGAACAGACUUUACAAAUCUUGAGGCAGGGUUAAAUCAGCUUAACGUCAUUAUAAAAUGUACAGUGCUUUGUCUUAAUAGAUAUCGAUGUCGAGGUGAUAGCGAAGUGGUUACGAAUCAGAGUUAAUGUUCGCGUCAUAAUGACGUCAAAGCAUCUGCAAGAGUGUACAGAUUAUGAGCUCAAGAUUUCUAUCGCGUGAUGGUUGCCGAGGGCGCAGCCCGAGUUUAUUAUCACACAGAGCAAUCGAGAGCGAAUUGUUUUAGUAUAUAUCUACUAGUUGUUCAAACUUUAUGUAAAUCACCUUCAAAGACACUUUGUUGAACAGCCCAACAUUGCUCGACUACUCACUAUCUACGCAGAAUAGAUAGUGAGUAGCGUAGCAAAUAAGAGAAUGACAUUCGUGAUAGAACGUUAGAAGAUUUAUACUGACAUGUUUUAUUCAUUUUUGGAUAGUAUUGUAGCACCUUACACGUGACGUAAAAAAAACUAAUAGUAUUCUUUUCAGAACCUAACACGAGUUUCAGUUUUGGGACCCAAAACUUUAUACGCUCCUUGUGACGUCAUUUUAACAUAGGCUCUGAUUGGUCAAAAUAUAUAGUGACCAAUGAAAUUAACUGUGUCAGUGAUCCUGUUGUGGACCAUUUUGACAAUUUUUCAACCAGGGAUAGCAGAAAGCUAAAAAUGUAGAAUAUAGUAUAUUAUGUAAGGAUUCCUGUUUCAUGACUUUAGGUCUUAGUUAUGAUCUGAUGAUGGGUUACAAACGCAUGAAGUAAUAUCAAUUUAUUAUAAAUUGAAUACUAUAAUUGUUUCCGAGGAAUGAAAAAUUUGAAAUUAUAUUAAUGGCAUGCUAAAAGGGCGUAUACAUUUUGCAAAUAUUUGAACUCUCAACUUCUAUGAUGUAUUAUAUGUAAGAAUCCAAUUGCUAUACAACUGCUGGUCAGACAAUACCUUAAUUCUAAUCAAUGCAUGUUUUUAUUUAAGUUCUAAGUUUCUGGUUUUUAAAUUCUUUAAAAACCAGUAAUAGUUGUAUUUUCUUUUGUGUCAUUUUGGUUAUAGUAAUCUGAAACAAAAGAAACUAAGAAUUCAAAAAGCUUUACUAAGCUUCAAACUGAAAAAAAUUCUUAGCUGUACAACAGUGACUGUCGUAACAGAUAACUAAUAAACUAAACUCUUAUUUAAAAAAGUAAUCUUGUAAAGGGUCGUUUUUGGGGCAUUUGUAACUCCUAAUGUGAAAGAUGAAUCAUGCUUGAAAUUUGGUUAUUUUCUGUACAGUCCUCUAAAGAAAAUACCCCAAAUCGUGAUCGUUACAAUGCUGGCUCAUUUCAAAAAAAAAAAACAACAACAACAACAACAAUUAGCCUCGGCAUUUUACGCUCAUGUGGCUCGUCAACUCCUUAUUCAAAUCAUUUUUCCAUCUUAGCAAGUAUUGAUUGAUUAUUUUUUUGGUUUACUAUCACCGUUUGAUUGGCGGUUUUCCUGUUAAACUACUUUAAAUAUUGUUUGACAGGCACCUUUAACUGAAGAUCAUUCUAUACAUAGAAAAACAAAUAAAUAAUAAUAAUAAUAUUUAAUAUUUCUAAGGCGCAAAUUAACAUGUGAAUAUGAUCAAAUGCGCCUAACAAACCAUAUGAGUAAUAUAAAUUAAACGAUAUGCUAUGAAUAGUGUGAUUAAUUUAAAAUUAUUUACAAUAAUUAUGUACAUUAGGCUAAGGUAACGAGCUAAAAUGCCAAGUCUGAUUCGUAAGCAUCGAUUGCUGUUACCUAAAGCCGUGAGCUAAUCAUGGUAGAUUGCAAUGGUGAUUUUCUUUCACUUUUUCCCCCUCAUCCUGCCAGGGAUGUAAGCAGCAAGACAAACCCUUUGUUCCUUUGCACUUUCAAGUAUCUGGCUCGUGAAUGACCCUCUUGAACAGAUUUCAAUAUAUCGGGGUGUCACAAAUUGAAAAUAAACAACAAGGAAGAGAACAAAACACUUCGUGCAUCGACAGUGAACAUGUUUAUUUGCAAAUAGAAUGAUGUACAAAUAUGCAGACGCUCUACGUCUUUUAAGCACGCGCAAACAGAUAAAUCUUGAUAUAAAGAUAAAUAGCCCUCCGUAAAAGAAAGCUUACUUUUAAGUCUACUCGGGAAAUCAGACGUCGUUUUUCGAGAACGCUCGUGUGUACACCCAAAUGUAAAAGAUGGCAUGUACUUUAAGGUGUCUCGUCGGCUUGUGGUCAUGACGAAUCACCACGUUACUUUGCAACAUCCAGGCUGAACUUAUCGCCAGAGAUGGUUUUCCGCCAAAACGAAGUCCUUUUCCCCGACUGAAGUUUCAUUUCUAAGAAUUAACCCUACUUUAACAAAAGAUUCAGCGACACUGAACCUGUUUACAAUAGACGUUUUAGGUUCGCUUAGCAAAAACAAAACCAAGAUAAUCACAUCUGUCCUCUCACCGCCAGCGCUAAUAACGUAGUGAGCUGGUACCUGGAGAGGGAAAGUCACAACUUGUUUUGGUCUUGCUCCUAAUAGAUUCUUGUUCUGAGGCUACUUAGAGCAUAGUGCACGAUAUACGUUCUUCACCGUCUACAGAGCUCUGCAAUAUUAAUGCAAAAUUGGACCAGCCAAAAGUUGCUAUCCACCGUAAAUCACAACCUGCUCUAAGCAGUAGAUUCCACGAUUGGGUGUCCAAGUUUAGUAACUCCUUGAUCAGUUUCUUUUCUGCUCAUAAACUGUAUUCCUAAUUCCUAAUUCCUAAAACGUGUGCGAACACGUCACGAUUGGUAUUAAUCACUUUCUGAUUGGAUGACAAACUGGCUGAAAUUUUUGAUUGGAGCCAAUGGUUUAGCGUGGUAAUGCAAAACCAAAGCAAACGUCGAAUAAUUUUUGACACUCAAGUGAAAACCGCCGUAAAGUGAAGCAAUUUCCACAAUCGCACACCAUUUUUAUUAUACAGGUAUCUAUCGUCACCUAAGGAAUGUCGUCUUUCAAUCCAAAAAUGAGAAGCUGUUAUGAAAGACUGUUUACAACUCGCCAUUCUAUAAAACUUACAUUCAAUUAGCUCAUUUAAUCGUUGUCCAUUCGUCAACAACCACUAUCAUAAAACGUUGUCCUGUUUAGUACCAAAUACCUAUAGCACCAAAUACCAAAUACUUAUACCUUCUAAAAUAGCCACCAAAUAAGCUACCACACCUUCAUAGUGUGUUAUCGAUCAACAUACAUUUCUCCUUGCUGUGCACCUUUCAAUUCUUACAUAGUUGGGAGCAUUAAGUCUCUAGUCUUCAAACGUCAACAGCUGCAAAUCAGUUUCUACUUUUUGCCUGCCUACCUAAAAUGGUUGUCUUAUGGUUCGAAGGAAUUCGAUUAAAUUAUUUCGUGCUCUUUUUGUGUUACAUAAUUUUCUAUAAAAA